AGAAAACUAGAUCGAGGUGACUCCUCUCAAAUCCGUUUGCUUAGAAUCGAAUCACCAAAGAACAACAAAGACAUUAUAAAAGUCAAUCUCUACACCAAGAACUUGAAUAAAGCACCUCGUUUCAGAGCUCUCUCAUACGCAUGGGGCGAUGAGAACCACACCACGCCUAUACUUCUCAAUGGUCUUCGGUUCAGUGUCACCUAUAAUCUCCACGCUGCCCUGAAAGUCUUGCGAUCGAAACCGAAUAAGUCCUUUCUAUGGGUGGACGCAAUAUGCGUGAACCAGAGAGACACUUCCGAAAAGAGCCAUCAGAUUUCACUCAUGGCACGCAUCUACUCAGAGGCUCGGGAAGUCCUGUGCUGGCUCGGACCAUCUACAAAUGACGAUUCGGUUUUCCCGUUUAUACAAAAGUGCGCAGAACUAAAUCGCGCAAUAAUACUUCCCCUGCCUAGACCCGAGAUCCCAAUAGCUUUCGCAUCUAAAUCAGAUGCGAUUCGGGACAUACUUCUCCGACCGUACUGGUACAGAGUAUGGGUGAUCCAAGAAAACGUACUAGCCAGGAAACGCCUUUAUCUGUGCGGAAUAAAUGAGAUCAGCAGCGAUGAUCUAUAUCAGGGCCUAGUUCAAAUAGGCCCCUCUCUCCAUUUGAAACCUAAGAGGCUUCGCACCAAGUCGUUUUUACAAGCCGCUAAUGACCUCCGCAACUUCAAUGGCUACGGGAUAUUAGCCAAUACUUUCAUAGGACCACGUGAGCUCAUGAGCCAUACAAUAUCAGAUCCUCUUUCCCUAUUAAUCGAAGCCAUGUGUCAAAAGGUAUAUAACAUAGGGAAGAAGCUUAUAGAGGCUAACUGCUAUUAG
Messenger RNA from Colletotrichum tamarilloi, 858 nucleotides. RefSeq lists its product as uncharacterized. The annotation marks the transcript as partial. NCBI's taxonomy places the organism in Eukaryota, Fungi, Ascomycota, Sordariomycetes, Glomerellales, Glomerellaceae. The record is from RefSeq and is a predicted model, not a curated record. The transcript has a single exon.